CCAGCGGCGUAAGCAAGCGCCUGGGGAUAUUGGGCCGGGAGGGGUGACCGGAAGGAAAGACAAACCGGGGCCUCGGGGCAGCUGCCUGCCAUGCACAGCCGCCUCAGGCCUUUCUGCAGGUGCGCUCGCGUCCGAUCCCGAACAGUCCCGCAGCCCCAAGGCUUCCGCGUCAGGGCUCUCGGUCGGAUGGGACUGAGGGUGCCGCCGCCACGCCGGAGACUGUUGACAGCCAGAACCUUUAAGCAUAAGAGUCACCUGGUAUCAAGAUUCUGCCCUCCAAGAAAGUCUUGCCAUGACUGGAUAGGACCCCCAGACAAAUAUUCAAACCUUCGACCUGUUCACUUUUACAUACCUGAAAAUGAAUCGCCAUCGGAACAAAAGCUUAGAAAAUUAAGACAAGAAACACAAGAAUGGAAUCAACAGUUCUGGGCAAACCAGAAUUUGACUUUUAGUAAGGAAAAAGAAGAAUUUAUUCACUUGAGACUAAAAACUAAAGGCCUGGGCCUGAGAACUGAAUCAGGUCAGAAGGCAACAUUGAAUGCAGAAGAAAUGGCAGACUUUUACAAGGAAUUUUUAAGCAAAAAUUUUCAGAAGCACAUGUAUUAUAACAGAGACUGGUACAAGCGCAAUUUUGCCAUCACCUUCUUCAUGGGAAAAGUGGCCCUGGAAAGGAUUUGGAACAAGCUUAAACAGAAACAAAAGAAGAGCAACAACUAGGAGUCUACUCUGACCCAGCCAGAGUCCAGGUAUCCACAGGAAGCAGAUGGUUAGAGGAGCUCCUUUUACAGGAGCUCUGAGAAAAACUGGAACUGAUCUCAAGAAGCCCCACAUCUCCCUAAGGGGCCCCAUGGCUUGUUUGGGGGCAGGGUGGGUCCUGGGGCACUGUGGGCCGCCUGCCUGCCGAUGUGGGCUCUAGGCCAGCUUGUUGUCACGGACACGGUGUCAAAUAAAGCCCAAGCACUGGG
Macaca mulatta (Rhesus monkey) is the source of this 965-nucleotide messenger RNA. NCBI's taxonomy places the organism in Eukaryota, Metazoa, Chordata, Mammalia, Primates, Cercopithecidae. The record is from RefSeq and is a predicted model, not a curated record.